This is a messenger RNA of Homarus americanus (American lobster), 4674 nucleotides long. RefSeq names its product protein tiptop-like. The transcript is spliced from 4 exons. Bases 1 to 3252 code for a protein of 1083 amino acids. NCBI's taxonomy places the organism in Eukaryota, Metazoa, Arthropoda, Malacostraca, Decapoda, Nephropidae. Gene Ontology annotation, biological process: regulation of transcription by RNA polymerase II. Gene Ontology annotation, cellular component: nucleus. The record is from RefSeq and is a predicted model, not a curated record. Gene Ontology annotation, molecular function: DNA-binding transcription factor activity, RNA polymerase II-specific; DNA binding.
AUGAAGCGACCAGCAAACACUGGGGAGACGGGGACGCUGAUGCUCCGGUGGAAGAGGACGUGGAGGCUUAGGGAUAUGAUUACAGUCAUUCACGGUGGUCGCAGUGAAGAGUCGUACACCAUGCAGUAUCUCCAGCAGAUCAUAUACAAUGCCGGUCUCCGUCAUCCUAAACAAGGAGCACAGAGCCAUCUAGUACACAGGGAGGAAUGCGAAGGGAAGGAACCUGGCCUAGAAGGCGAGGAGGGAGACUCACUUACCUCCAGCCCCAGACACCGCCGGGACAGCGGAAGUGUGGCAUCACGCGAGGGACUCUCUCCCAAGAUGUCUCCUCGCCACUCGCCGCGGGAGUCCCUCAACUCCUCCCCAGCACACAUGGGAUCGCCUCGGGCCACGCCUCCGGCACUCCGCCCGCUGCUAUCAUCACCCUCAUUUACACGAUGCUCCGACAACGAGGCCGAUAUUCUCGACUUUUCUCUACGACGUUCUCCGGCCUUGACUAGGGACGACAACCUCAGCAUGUCGGCCAGGUCGUCUCUAGCAGGAUCGCCUCCCCCAGGUCUCCCACGCCUUGGUGACUCUCCACUGGACUUGUCGGUGCCCCGCAAGAGGGCAGCGGAUGCCCUGCUGGAAGCGGCACAGGGCAAGAUGCACCAUGAUCUUGCCAAGGGGUUAGGGGCGUGGGGUAUUCCCCUGCCACCCCACCUUGCUUCUGCUAUGGCUCUCAGACCAGACCUGGCACUGUGGAAUGGAAAACUGAAGGGUGACAGCAUCUCCACAAAGCUUCCACCGUUCCCUAUGGGCGCAAUUCCACACUCACCCUCAGAGGGUUCCAGAGCCUUGGAACGUAUGAGUGAGUUGAGUAGGCUGGGAGGCGACAGCGGCCUGGAUCUGUUCAGAGGGGGGCUGGGUGGCAGUGCUGGUCGGGCCACUGCUUGGCAGAGUCAUUGGCUUAGCAAGGGUCAGGACGCCACUAAGGAUGUGCUUAAGUGUGUGUGGUGCAAAGCUUCAUUUAACACUUUGGCUGAACUCACGACCCACAUGAAAGAGGCCAAACACUGCGGGGUUAACCUGCCACCCCCUAUCCCACCGCCCUCAUCCAGCGCUGCCUCAAUCCACACCCACCUGCCGCCUCAGUACACGCCCACCAAGACACAAACCUCAAAACCGCCUUCUUCUUCUUCCUCAAUUGCGUCAGGAUCUUCAUCGUCAAGUGACCUGAUGUCAAGUAUUAAGGAGACGAUGCCGCUGCCCAGGAAGCUCGUGCGUGGUCAGGAUGUAUGGCUGGGCAAGGGCGCCGAGCAGACCCGACAGAUCCUCAAGUGUAUGUGGUGCGGCCAGAGUUUCAAGUCUUUGGCUGAAAUGACCCAGCAUAUGCAACAAACACAACACUACACUAACAUUAUCUCUCAGGAGCAGAUUAUCUCAUGGAAAUCCCCCGAAGAAAAGUCUAGUAGCCAGAGUCACGUAAACGCCGUGCUCACCUGUAAGGUGUGUGACCAGGCAUUUGCUUCUCUUAAAGAACUUAGUAAUCACAUGGUAAAGAAUGCUCACUAUAAGGAGCACAUCAUGCGGUCCAUUACGGAAUCAGGAGCGCGACGAAGGCAGACACGUGAGAAACGAAAGAAGUCAUUACCUGUGCGCAAGCUUCUGGAACUGGAGCGAGCUCAGCAGGACUAUCGUUCAUCCUCCGACGUAGGGAGGGGCAUGAAGGACCAUUCAGGGUCAGGACGCAUCUCUUGUGAAAAGUGCGGCGACAAGAUAGAAACUUCGUUAUUCGUGGACCAUAUCCGCAACUGUGUAGGCGCUUCUUCCCGUGACCUGCUCAAGUCAGCCCUGCUAUCCCCCGACAGCGACUACAGCAACAAACUCGACUCUGCCCCUGAGACUGACAGUGAAGGCAAGAAGACGCCCGAGAAAACCCCUCGCGAUAGUCCAAGGGAAAGAGACUUUGAUAAACCAAAGGGUCGUGGUGCUUCCGAGUCUCCAUCAGUCUUAAAUGCCCUCGAGAAGUUGAUCGAAAAGAGUUUUGACUCUGGCAAGGCAAAACCCGGAACCGGGCCUCUUGGGUCAAGCAUCCUCCGUCGACUUGGUAUUGAUGAGAGCGCCGACUAUUCCAAGCCGUUGAUGGACCCUCAGCUGGUGGGGAUGUACGCCACAUUCUCCCGGCUACACGGUGUACCGCCUCACGGCGCGGGUGCACCUUCCACCUUCAAUCUACCACCUUCAUUCGGCUCAAGUGACAGAGGCGGGGGAUUACGAGGCCUGGGGGAUUCCAUGAUGAGUCCAAGUGCAGACUCUGACACACGUGACACAUUCCCGCGGUCACCGUCGCGGCCUGGGUCGCGCCCCGCCUCCACGGGCUCAAUAACACGGGAUGGUAGCGGCAGCGAAAGGUCGCUGGAGUUGCUGCGGCCGGACAGCCACCCAACCGCUGCCACCCCCGACGAUAUCGCACCCACUGAGAAUGGUGCUGACCAUUCUGACAAUGAGCAUGGGAGUAUUUGUGGCAGGGAGGAGGUGAAACAAGAACCUCUAGAGACAAACGGAGAAAUUAGUGACCGUGAGUCUGUGUCUGCCAGGGAGGAGCUCAGAGUAAAGGAAGAGAUACGGGUGAAAGAAGAAUUCAAAUUGAAGGAAGAAGGAGAUGAAGAGGAAGAGAACGAUCUCACUCACGACGUAGGGCGUGAGUCUCCGGCCGGGCGAUUAAUGGGGUCCCCCGCAGGCUGCAGUAGCAGGUCUGGCACUCCUCAUUCUGAGGCCAGUGUCGGGGGACGCUCAGGCUCCGGCCUUGGGGCGUCUGCAUUAGGCGGCCUCUCUGCUCUACUUGGAGGUGGCGGCGAAGGAAUCUCUUCACAUCCUCUGGCGGCGCUACAGAAGCUGUGUGACAAGACAGAGACUCAGCCUCGGCCGCCACAAUCGAGCGGGGGGUCUGCUGGACCACAGACAAAUCCUGGGGCGAUUCUCGCUUUUUCUUGGGCGUGUAAUGAUGCAGUGACUGCCGACAGCAUCAUGAAAUGCGCCUUUUGUGACACUCCCUUUAUCAGUAAGGGUGCUUACCGACAUCAUCUGUCGAAGAUGCACUUUGUGAAAGACGGUGUGAUUCCCGACAACGCGGGUGGGAAGGCGAGUGGCGGAAAGCCACCUCCGACUGCUAAUAAGGCGGCCACGCCCCCCGCAGCCCCCGUGGAGGAGUCACCACACUCCAAGUUCCUGAAGUACACGGAGUUGGCCAAGCAGCUGUCCAGCAAGUAGUGCAGGCCGCUGCCCCGGGGUGGCCGCCCUCCCCCACGCCCCCACCCGCGCCCGCCAAAGACCCCCAGCCCCCGCCCGCCCCGUGUACAGUGUGGCGUGGCUCGUGUGUACAGUGUAACUAUUUAUCCUUCGUGAGAGCUUGGUGGCCCCUGUAGUCUUGUGAUACCUGGCAGCUUGGAGGCGGCGGCGGCCGGGGUCCCCUCAUAUCACCCGCCGCCCGGGACUGUCACUACCGGCGGGCGCUGCUCCCGUCCCCCGCCCGCAGGAAAGACACGUGCCAACAAUCAAAACAACCCGCAGAGUACAAAGUGUGUGUUGUGGGCGGGCUGGGUUGUGGUCACGCCCGUAGUAGCGAGGGAGCCCGCGCCCACAGCCGGCCCUGGACCACGGGGUGCCAGGGACCUGCAGGCGGCCGCGGGAGGGCGCGGCGCCCCCUGCCCCCCGGCGCGCCCUCGCCUCACGCUGUGUAUCCUCACCGCCCGCGACGAUGUGAUCGUCCCGGGCCGUCGCAAACUCUUAAUCGCUCACACUUGCUGUCACUUUUUCACAUAGUUAUUAAUAUAUAGACAAUGUAAGAUUAAGCUGACAUGGCAAUGAUCAAAUUGAUUGUUGAUAAUUAUUUGGAAAACAUCAAUGAUGUAUCAAUAUCAUCCUUUUUACAAUAUGCUGUCUUUGACUUGCUGAAAGUGAUCUCAAUGCUUUUAUUCCUAGUGUAAAGAUGCGCCUGACCAACACAACUGAUCUGCGAGGCUUGGAACCCCCAGCCUGGGUCCUGGCGUGAGCAGCGUCACCACCACCAGCCUCACCUCACCUCCUCCAACAGGCCGCCACCCUCCCUCCCGCUCACCUCCACCAGGCAACGCCCUCCCUCCACAACACUUCCCUGGCCAUCCAAACAUCGGUAGCUGUAUUCCCGACUGACGCUAUAACUGGUUUCUCAACCGCCACCAUUGUGUCCUCCUAAUAUUGGUUUUUACUGUUGUUUAACUCAGUCAUAACAACACUACAAAUCACUUCUCAUAACCAUAUGACUUUUGCUCACAAUACUGUUAUUAUAGCUUCCCUGAAAUGCAAGUCGCAGAUCAUAACACUACCUCACAAGUUUCCCGAAACUUUUGCACCUUAAAAUCCACCACCAGCACACACUAACACGCUGUAGGCCAUUUACGGUCACAUCUCUCUCCAACUUGCCUCAUGUGUUGUUGUACGCUGUAAUCCUGCCUAGUAGCUCCACUGGUAUCAUGCCUAAGUCUCGAUAUUGUAAUAAAAUAAUGAGCUGCCUCAGGGAUUCUGGGUCUCGCUCACCAUAAGACGUCAUUAGCGUGCAUCAGACAAUUAGUUUUUUCUCUCUCCUGGAUGUCAGUGCGCCAAGGUUGGUGUGUGUGUGUGUGUGUGUGUGUGUGUGUGUGUAUAUGUAUGUAU